Messenger RNA from Spirodela intermedia, 2121 nucleotides. The record is from the annotation of a GenBank genome assembly. NCBI's taxonomy places the organism in Eukaryota, Viridiplantae, Streptophyta, Magnoliopsida, Alismatales, Araceae.
AUGAGAACAAAAAAGGGCAACAUCUCAAGUCUUCGUCUGACUCAUUGUCAACGCACGAUGCCGUGUAGGCCACGAUGUCCAUGCGCGGUGAAGUUGACAUCAUUGGCGGCCAGCAGUCAAAGAUUCCCUAUUCGACCGAACAUUUCCAAGGCAGUAUUAAGAAUUUAUCCACGCCGCAAAUAUAACAUUUAUUUUUAUACCGUUUCAAGAUCAAAGUAUCUUCCUAUUUUAAGGCAACCUGGCUCCAUUUUCUUACAAUUUUCUGGGUUAUUUGUCUCCCUGGGCUUUUAUAAACGCACACGCCAGUCUCUGGAUGUCAUGCGCACAACAUCCGCACAAAUAAAUUAGAUUUAUUUUUAUUCUAUUUAAAGUUUCAAAAUGUCUUUCGAUUUGGGCCACAACCAUCCGUAUCGUAAGGUAUAAUCUAGCACCAUAUUUACACCACUUUCGUGAGCUAUUUGUUUCUCUGGACUUGCACAUCGCACACGCCACUCUUUGAAUAUCAUCCCCAUAAACUAUUGCUUCGCAGAAAAAUUAUCCUUCUCUUGCGCUUCAAAAGAACGCGCUGAGGAAUUUUCAUGGUAACAAAGUUUACUGUCAAAAUGUCCGCCAUGCUUUCAGCUCCACUGUUCAAAGCCUCAGACUGAAGUUUCUCUUGAUCACUUGGUGACCAUUAAUAAAUAAUGUCACUUCCUCAACAAAAACUUUCCGGGGAUAUUAUACACUGUAUAGGCUAUAGUGUCUUUUCCACAGAUUUUCCUUAACGUGUACUUUCUUCAACAGAUUAGUCGAUAUUGCCAUCAAAACAUCCCGCAGUGGUUACCUCCUAAGAUGUGUCAUCAAGAAUCUAGACGGCUUGAAGCUCUCCUACGAUCACACUCUACGAGAUGUUGAUGGAACUGUCAUUCAGUUCCCCUAUGGGGACGAUGGGUCGAUGUUCAUCAGACAAGCUAUCUCACACAAUUUGAAUCGCUGGCCAACGUAAGAUCAGAAGCUCUGAAUGUCGCCACCCCAGACGAGUUGUUUAGUUUUCUGUCAAAUGACCUUAAUUUUUUCCUCCACUAUUCACAUAAUCAGAGUGUUGUCCUACACAGACUUAACAGACAUGGGGCAAACGUCAAGAUAUUACAGUCCAAUGCAUACAUUAAGGACUUGCCCAAUAAUCUCGAACAAGAGGCGACGUCUUUUUUGCACAAGUUGACAAAGAAGCAACGGAAAUCUCUUUACCUAAAGAAACAGAGUGAUCUCAUGAUGCUAGUGAAGGUCAAGUAUAUCUGUAGCCUCGCUCAGCCUGGAGAACCUGUGGGUGGGUGUGCUUGCCGCGCGGUCCGUAAUGGAACCAUCGACGAAACCGACGUGAGUGCUCCAACCUAUCUUACUGCCUUCAACUUUCUUAUUUAGAAAGCCGGCAAUAUUGGCAUGUACUCGAUAAACAGUAAUGGCGGAGAGAACGACUUUGAGCAUUUCAACAUCCUAUUCAGAGCCCUGGAGCCAACUUCGACCUUUAAUGUGUUUGUUGAUUCUCGGCGACUCUCUGGGGACUCGGUGUACAAGUUAUGCCGUUCAUUCCCUGGCUGUUAUUUGACAUUGUCUGUCCUUCCCAGAUAUCUGAAGAUAAUCUUGAAAUACAAGGUUGCACAGUUUCCACUUGUUGAACCCGUUGAACGUCUCUUGUUCAAACUCAUGUGACCAGUUUACUUGUGAUUCGGUUGGAAAUAGUAAUCUGCAUGAAAAUGUUUGAAUAAGUAAACCAGUAACCUCGAUUAAUUUUUCUGUGUCAUCUUUUGCCAAUCACCACGAUGAGAGAGAAGACAAAUCCCAACUAUAAUGGAUAAACGUCAGGGGUUUUAUUCGAGGAAGAAUGGAUUUCAGAUUCAUGGUUGUUUUGAGUGAAGCACAAUUCACAGUAUCCCAUGUGACCCGGCACUCUGUGAUGCUGUUUAAAGGGAAUGAAAGUUUCUACGAUUUUGAGCAAGACUUGGAUGUCUCCUUUUGCCGUUUGACGACACAGCUUGUUGUUGCAGAAUUCUUUCUUUCUAUUCAAUCAUCUUUUCUUUAAUGGUUCGUAGGUCAUUGCAGACCUCUCACAGAAAAUAUCAAAGAUGGCGAAGCACAAUUUAA